GUGGUAGAGAAAUCUUUCCUUCGCCUCCUAUGGGCGAUGAAAAAUUUCGCUUUUUCCUGCUUUGAUUCGCUUUAAAUGCUCGCCAUAUCUAGAGCAUGAUUACCAAAUUCUGCAUAUGAUCAUUUCCAAGUCAUUUCACCUUUUUAUUCCAGUCAAGGUGAAGAGAAAUUGCAGAAAACUCUCUUCGAUCCGGAGGGAAACCUUUCCGCAAUAUGGCGGAUAGCGUAGCAACUGAGGUAAUGUUUGGUUGAUUUUUGAAUUAAUUAUUACCUUAUUUAACACGUCCUUAGUAGAUAAAUGUACACGCUAGAGCCUGCUGUUCUUCUUGGUUCUCCUUGUAAGCGCAAUAGCAAACACAAAAUAAUACGUGGUAGUCAAGUGUUUUGGUGCGAUUUUCGUUUGGAAUGAAAUUCUCGAAUUGACGAAGAACAUCUUAGAUCGUGUGUCACGAUAAUCGAUGCAACCACUCGAACAUUUGGGCUCUCUUCCGGAAAGUGAAAACGAGGGGUUUUUUACGCCAUUGCUCGCUUCUCCGGGAUUAAAUAUUACCUUUGAUGCUGUAACUAGAACGAAAAUCUUACUAUCGAAAGGAAACUUAAAAUCCCUGCUGAAAAAUUAUUACCAUGUAUCAUGAGGCUGGAGACCAUAUAUGAACUAAAUUAACCGUGUAACUCUUGCGAUCUGAUCAGCAAAUGCAAUUCUUCCCUUUAAUGUUUAGACAUACCAAUAAAUUUUGAUCAAGAAAAUACGGUGUCAUGUGGAAAUAAAAAUAACACAGCUGAUCAGCCUAUAAAUGACGAGCUCAAUUCUCAUCACCUGAUUACUGCAUAAUGUAUUGAAAUUGUGGGGAGAAUUACUUGCUCAUCAUUUCUGAGUGCCGUAGAGUUACGAAUAAUUUUUAAACCCUUGAAAAUGUUAUUUUUCCUCUUCUUGUGUACUGUAUUCCAAGUUUGAUUUGUUAGAUUUGAUCAACAGUAUUGGGCAGGGAUGUACACUUCAAAGACUAAUCAUUUUUUCCAACUUGUUUUCAGAGUGAUGAGCCUACCUCUAGAACUACAACAGUUUUGGAAGUUAGCAUUCCCUCAGGUACGUAAAUCUACUGUGUAUUUACAGGAGUAUAUGCUCUCGGGUACCCAAGACAAAAACCCCCCCUCCCCCUUGAGACAACUUUUUGGAAUGUCUAUCUGCAUACAGCAUUGUAACAGCUGUCCCCUCCCUUCUCUCUCUUGUGACAGCUAGGCAUGUCACAUAUUGGACAAAAUGGUCUUAACUGACCUAAAUCACAUGGGUCCUGGAAGCAAUUUGAGUAAUCUUGUCUCAGGCAGGGAAACUUGGGUGUUUGUAUAAGUAAAAUUUGUCCCACCUGACAGGGUCACCCUACCUGCCUCACCCUUGAGAGGAGUUCACCAUUUUCAUAUAAAUGGUUAGUUGAAUUUUUCAAAGAAAAAUUGAAAAGUUAGCUCAGCCAGGGUAACUCUAAGGGGGAGGAAUUUCGGGGGCACCAAAACCACAAAAUGAGACCUUAGAAGAGAGUGUACUUGAUUGAUAUUAGUGUAUGUAGUAUCUGGAUGCUGCCCUUCGAAGAUGUUUUGAAUAUUUUUUUUCAGUUUAUUUCCUUAACCCUUUAACCGCUAAGAGUGAUUAGCACCUAAUUUCUCCUCACAAUAUCAUCCCCGAAUCACACAUUUAGUUUACAAGAAUAAAGGAAACGAUUACCAACUAAAGAAGAUCUUGAUUGUUAAAUCAAAUUCUCCUUGUCAGCACCUUAGGAAAUGUAUAGAGCAUAGUAUGGAGAAUUUGCAUACUGAUGUUAGGAUGUAAAGGGUUAGAGGUUGUGAUAUGAUUCCUCUGUAGAAAGAAGAAUCCUCCAAAAUUGUCCUUACUCUCAGUGUAUGGCUUCUUUGCCUAUUUAGUAAUAUGUGCCAAAAUAAUUUCUUGAAAGCAUGGGUUCAAAUCCUGUUAAAGUCUGAAGUUUUUCAGGUUUUUCUCUUUUCUGCCGUUAAGAUAACUAAUCCUGUCUAUUUAUUUAGUAGGCUAAACAUAUGCCAAUGAAGGUCAUUUUGCUUUUUGCAGAUGAUGAUCAAGAUGUCCAUUUUUGUGGAAGAUGUAAAUUGUCUUUUAAUGAUCUGUCAGAGUACAUCAAGCACAAAGCAAACAAAGUUUGUCGUGACAUUGUCAACAAGAGCUCAUUGACAGAAGUAGUUAACAAACUUCCCAUAGAUGCAGGCAGCCAUUCUCACUCUGGGGAGACCAACAGCAGAGAAGAGGUAGCAUUAGCAGAUACCACCCAGCAGGCUCAAGAGUGUGUAGAGAGUAUUGAGGAUGAUUGUGCUGCAAAAAAAGUGGAGGUGCAGUUUCUAGACCCAGUGGCGACUAGUGAUGGUGCAUCAUCAUCUGCAGGAGAAAAACCUGAUGGUCACAAAACUUCAGAUCAUGAAAAAACUGGUGAGAUAAAGUGAAAACAUUGUUUUGUAUUUUGAAAGGAGCAACUGACAACUUCUUUAGAAGGGUUGGGUUUCUUCUAAACGUUAUACUUCAUUCUUAGUUUGUGAUGGAGAACUUUUUCGACAGUGUCAUAAAAUCAAAUGAUACAAAAACAGUCCAUUGCAGUAAAGGAUUGUCACAAAAAGUUGGUGAGAGCCCAGUGAAACCAAACUCACCCCUGAAAACCCCUUGAUUGUUUAACAAAUUCUCUUUGUCACCAACUUAGGAAAUGUGUAGACAACAGUAUGGGGAAUAUGCAUCUUGAUAUUAGGGUGCAAAGUGAUGCUAAGCAGUUAAUGACAUGACCACCACUCUUUCGCUUGCAUCCCAUCAUCUUUCCUUUUUGCAUCUGCCUUGUGCUAUGCAGAAAAGUGUUUAGCAUGUGAGCAGCUUAUAGGUGCUGCCAGACAAGCAUCUUGCAGGUCUUGUGCAUAUUGCAAGUUUAUAUAACUCCUUCAUGGCCAAUAUCUCCAUGAAAAUUCUCCUUACUGUCUGCCAUACAUUUCUUAUAAUUUUUUUCUAAGAAUUUGUAUUUGAUCAACUAAUAAUCCCCAAGGGUAAUUUAGUUUUAUCAACUGAGUUGAUAAUGAAAAUUGGCUACUGUAAAGAGUUUAAAGCUUUUAAACUGAUUGUGGUGGCCAAUUUACAUUAUCAACUCAGUUGAUAAUAUUUAAUUACCCUGUUAUACUCUCCCACCAUCGCAGCACCACAAUUUCCUUAGAAAUUUACCCCCUUUGUUAAUAAUCCUCUAGUUUGUUUGUCUGUUUGUUUGUUUGAGGAUCUCGAUUGCAGUUUCGAGUUUUUCUGACACUGUAUAUUGAAUAGUGAUGGCAACUUUGCACAUAGCCUUGUCCUCAAGCUGUAAUUUUGGUACCAGAUCACUGAACCACAAGAACUCGCAAGUGACCUAUUGUCUACAUUGGCUGUACUGUCCCAAGUUACCCUCUCCUUUGACAGUUAUGUUUCAGGGAUCGCUUAUUUUUUAUUGCAGGGGGAAGGAGUUAGAGAAUUUUUUGGGGGGUCACAUGGUUUUCAGGGGGGAUCAGUCAUCGCUAACAGAGUAUAAGGGGGGGGACUAAUGACUGUCAUUGAGAGAGGAACAUUAGAGUACUACAGAGCCUAAAGGGGGAUCACGUAAAUUUUAUUGUGACACAACCAAAAUCCCUUAACCUCCCUCCCCUCCUUGGCGGUAAAUAAUGACGGUUCCUCACACAGAUGUGUUUUUGUUGUAGAAAAACCGACAAAAAGGCACAAGAGGAAGAACUCUCACCCCAAGACCACAAGAAAACGAAAAUGCCCGUCCACUUCCACAGCCUCGUCCACUCAAGAGAAGAGCAAGGAACCUCGAACCAAGAAACCCUCGACUUCAGAUGAACCAGUGACUGUCCAUAUCCCAGAGUCACAACUGGUUCAUCUGAAUCCUUGUUCCGCAUCCACAUCUGCAACCAGUCCCCAGGGUACAGGGGUGCGCAAACAGGGUGCGACCAGUGUGUUUGUGCCAAUAUACCUCAAUCCCCCCUCCAAGAUUUACAGAUGUCAGCGCUGUCCAGCGGUUUUCAAUGCUUUGAAGGAAAAGGAAGAGCACUGUAAAAUGCAUAAGAAGGAAUUCAAGUGUUCGCUUUGUAAUAAAAGCUUCUUCACUGCUAACGGCUUCGAGCAGCAUCGGUUAAAUGAGAGUCAUGUGCAUCCAUGUGAUGAAUGCGGGAAGGUCUUCACUAGCACCAUUCAGCUCAAGAAACACAAGACGACCCACUCUACUGAAAGGCCGUUCGCCUGUGACGAAUGCGCAAAGGCGUUCUGUUCUUCGGCGAACCUUCGCUCGCACAAAAGAACGGUGCAUGCUACGGAGAAGAAACACAAGUGCCCUGAAUGUGGAAAAGCGUUUGCCCGUAAAGAUAAAAUGAAGAGGCAUUCUUUAAUUCACUACCCAGAUACAAGACCAACUUUCACCUGUCCCUUUCGCAGUCACACUGGUUGUAUGAAGACCUUUUACCGUGAAGAUAAGCUCAAGCGACACUUGUUCACACACUCCAAGGAUAAACCUUUUAAGUGUGAACAGUGCAAUAAGGGUUAUGCGCGCCGAGAUAACUUGAACGACCAUAUGCGGAUCCACACAGGCAAUUAUAGCCACAUUUGUCAGCUGUGCGACAAAGGUUUCCUUGGGCCUCACAAGCUAAAGAAGCACUUGAAGUCAGCACACCGGGACGUUUAUUCUGCGGAUGGUGUAUGCAACGCAUUAGAAUAUCAGUCUCCUACAAUGGUUCCCUUGAAUUCUGGCAGAGCUCCUACCUCGAGGCGCGGCGAUCUCGCAACGCCCACGUCACGUGGUAACGUUGCACAGUCUUCAUCUCAUGAGGAAACUGCGCCCUCUUCACCGGAGGAUCACUCGGUUGAUGCCGACGACGACGUUUUCGACGAAUUGGGAUCCGAGACCGGAGACGAGCCAACUUCGGAAGACGAACGAACAGCAAACGACGACGAAUCAUUAAAAAAAUCUGGCUUGGGUUCAGACCCAAGACAUGCCCCGCCCCGAGCCCCUCCACCAACUGUGGGCCCUCCGCCAUUAACAUCAUCUUCACAUGGUCCGUUACCGCGCGUGCGCCCUGUCCCGAGAGUCAGUGCGACCCCUCAGCAGUUCGUCCCUCCACCCAUACCACCCGGCCUCCAGGCUACAGCCGAGCUCAUGGCAUUCACACAGGAACUUUUUAAUGCGGUGGGAAGAUUUCAGUCCUAA
This is a messenger RNA of Pocillopora meandrina, 5218 nucleotides long. NCBI's taxonomy places the organism in Eukaryota, Metazoa, Cnidaria, Anthozoa, Scleractinia, Pocilloporidae. The record is from the annotation of a GenBank genome assembly.